AUGAAAGUCUCUUUCACUUUUAUUUUGGCUAUAAUUUUAGCCUUUCUUGCCACUAAUUACGUCGCUACACCAAUCGAAGAAUUUGAAAAUGGUGUUGUCUAUGAAAGGAGUGAACAUAAGGAUAAACCAAAAAAAUAUGGAAAAGCUGGCCAUGGUAAACUUGGAAAACACAACCAUGGAAAACUCGGAAAAUGUCUAAAAUAUGAAUUUGGAAAACUUGGAAAAUGUAUUAAACAUGAAAUUGGAAAAUGUUUAAAAUACGAACAUAAAGAACAUGAACAUGGAAUGAUGGGAAAACAUGGAAAACACGAAAAACAUGGAAAGCAUGGAAAGCAUGGUAAACACGGGAAACACGGAAAACACGGUAAAUAUGGGAAACAUGGAAAAAAUGGAAAACUCGGAAAACUUGGAAAAUGUAUAAAAUUUGAAAUUGGAAAAUGUAUAGCAUAUGACCUUGGAAAAUGUUUAAAAUAUGAACACGGAAAACUUGGAAAAUUCGGAAAAUUUGGCAAAUUUGGCAAAUUCGGUAAAUUCGGUAAAUUCGGUAAAUUUGGAAAAGGAAAAAUGCAUUUCAAAGAUUAUAAAGACAAACCAAAAUAUCCUAAAGCUAAAUACUAG
This is a messenger RNA of Rhizophagus irregularis DAOM 181602=DAOM 197198, 618 nucleotides long. RefSeq lists its product as uncharacterized. The record is from RefSeq and is a predicted model, not a curated record. NCBI's taxonomy places the organism in Eukaryota, Fungi, Glomeromycota, Glomeromycetes, Glomerales, Glomeraceae.